GCCGGCGCGGGGCCCUUUAAGAAAGCGCGGCACAGUAGCAGGGGCCGGCCCUGCCUCCCGCAGCCCGCAGCGCUGGAGCGGCGCUGGGGAAUGGGAAGCAGUUCCCCGUCCGGCUCCGAGAGAGCGCACGUAGCAGCAGCAGCAGCAGGCACCCCAGCUCCGCUCGCUCAGCAGCAUCCAGCGUGGGGAUCAGCGCUCUGCCUGGCUCCCUGACACGGGAUGGACGUUCCUGAGCACUGAGCUCAGCCGCUGUAAAAAGCAAGUAGGAAAAUAAACAUCUGGAUAAAAUUGAACAUGAUUAGAAGAUAGCACCAUACACCAUGAUCAUGGCCCCCCGGAAGAGGAAUCGUCAUGCGUUGGGGUUUCUUUGUUGUUUUGGAGGUAGCGACCUCCCUGAAAUCAACCUCAAGGACAAUAAUCCCCUCCAAUUCCUUGAGUUUUCCGUCCCAAUCCCACCAGCAGAAGAGCUCAAUGCCAGAUUCGCCGAACUUGUGGAUGAAUUGGAUCUCACAGACAAGAACAGAGAGGCUAUGUUUGCACUCCCUCCAGAGAAGAAAUGGCAGAUUUACUGCAGCAAAAAGAAGGAACAAGAAGAUCCUAAUAAGCUUGCUACCAGCUGGCCAGACUACUACAUUGACCGCAUCAAUUCCAUGGCAGCAAUGCAGACUCUGUAUGCUUUUGAUGAAGAAGAAACAGAAAUGAAAAAUAAAAUAGUUGAAGACUUGAAGACAGCUCUGCGGACUCAGCCCAUGAGGUUUGUGACCAGGUUUAUUGAGCUGGAUGGCCUGAGCUGUUUGCUGAACUUCCUGAAGAGCAUGGACUAUGAGACCUCAGAGAGUCGCAUCCACACAUCCGUUAUAGGGUGUAUCAAGGCACUGAUGAACAACUCCCAAGGACGGGCUCAUGUCCUGGCCCAUCCUGAAAGCAUCAACAUCAUAUCCCAGAGCUUACGGACUGAGAACAUUAAGACCAAGAUUGCUGUGCUGGAGAUCCUAGGGGCUGUCUGCUUGGUACCAGAUGGUCACAAAAAAGUCUUGCAAGCCAUGCUUCAUUACCAAGUCUAUGCUGCAGAAAGGACAAGAUUCCAGUCAUUGUUAAAUGAGCUAGACCGAAGCAUGGGGCGAUACCGAGAUGAAGUAAACCUCAAAACAGCCAUCAUGUCCUUUAUCAAUGCUGUUCUGAAUGCAGGUGCUGGUGAGGACAAUUUGGAGUUCCGGUUGCAUCUCCGAUAUGAGUUUCUAAUGCUGGGAAUUCAACCUGUCAUUGACAAGCUCAGAGGACACGAGAAUGCCACACUGGACAGACAUUUAGAUUUCUUUGAGAUGGUCAGAAAUGAAGAUGACUUGGAGCUUGCCAAGCGGUUUGACCUGAUCCACAUUGAUACAAAAAGUGCCUCUCAGAUGUUUGAGUUGAUCAAGAAGAGAUUGAAGCAUACAGAUGCCUAUCCCUAUUUGUUAUCCAUCCUCCAGCACUGCUUGCAGAUGCCAUAUAAGAGGAAUGGAGGCACCUUCCAGCAGUGGCAGCUGUUGGACAGAAUACUCCAACAAAUUGUUCUUCAGGAUGAACGAGGAGAUGAUCCAGAUAUAGCUCCAUUGGAAAACUUCAAUGUCAAAAAUAUCAUUAAAAUGCUGGUGAAUGAAAAUGAGGUCAAGCAGUGGAGGGAUCAGGCAGAGAAGUUCCGGAAAGACCAUGCAGAGCUGAUGAGCAGGCUAGAGAAGAAAGAGCGGGAAUGUGAAACAAAGACCCAGGAGAAGGACGAAAUGAUGAAGACACUGAACAAAAUGAAGGACAAGCUGCAAAAGGAAUCCUUGGAGCUGCGCCAGACCCGAGACCAGAUGAAUGAUCUGGUGGCUCAACUUAAUGAGUUCUCGCAAGGGGGCAGCAUUUCCUUCCCACCCCCACCACCCCCUCCUCCAGGUGGCCCAUUAGCUUUGUCCUCUUCUCAUAUGUCUGAGAAUUUGCCACCACUGCCACCUCCUCUGCCUUUCUCCAGCUGUCCCCCCCCACCUGCUCCACCACCUCCACCAGGAGGACCUCCUCCUCCACCAGGAGCACCACCCUUCUUCAGCAUGGGGGUGCCACCCCCUUCAACAACUACCUUCAGCACCAGUGGCCCCAGUCUGAAGAAGAAAUCUAUCCCACAGCCUUCACAUCCACUGAAAUCCUUCAACUGGGCUAAGCUGAGUGAGGAGAGGAUCCAUGGCACGAUCUGGAAUGAGAUUGAUGAUUUAAAGGCAUUCAAGGUGCUGGAUCUAGAAGAUUUUGAAAAGAUGUUCUCCGCGUAUCAGAGGCACCAGAAAGAGAUGGGCUCAACAGAGGACCUUUACCUCUCCACACGAAAGGUGAAAGAGCUCUCUGUGAUUGAUGGCCGGAGGGCCCAGAAUUGUGUCAUUCUCCUUUCCAAGUUGAAGCUGUCUAAUGAAGAAAUCAGACAAGCAAUCUUGAAGAUGGAUGAACAAGAAGACUUAGCAAAAGAUAUGCUUGAGCAGCUACUGAAGUUCGUUCCUGAAAAGAGCGAUACUGACCUGUUGGAGGAGCACAAACACGAAAUCGAGCGCAUGGCCCGGGCAGAUCGUUUCCUCUUUGAAAUGAGCAGGAUUGACCACUAUCAGCAGCGGCUGCAAGCAUUAUUCUUUAAGAAGAAGUUUCCAGAGAGGCUGGCAGAAGCAAAACCAAAAGUGGAAGCCAUUCUUCUGGCAUCCAAAGAACUCAUCCGAAGCAAGCGUUUGAGGCAACUCUUGGAAGUAGUUCUUGCCUUUGGGAAUUACAUGAACAAGGGCCAAAGGGGAAGCGCUUAUGGCUUCAAAGUCUCCAGCCUGAACAAAAUUGCGGACACCAAAUCCAGCAUAGACAGGAACAUUACACUCUUGCACUACCUAAUUAUGAUCUUUGAAAAGAAUUAUCCAGAUAUCCUAGAUAUCCAGUCUGAGUUGCAGCAUCUUCCAGAAGCAGCAAAAGUCAACCUAGUAGAGCUGGAGAAGGAAGUCAACAACAUAAAGACUGGAUUGAAAGCUGUUGAAACUGAACUGGAUUAUCAGAAGAGACGCAUGCGAGAAUCAGGGGACAGGUUUGUUCCUGUGAUGAGUGAUUUCAUCACUGUGGCCAGUUUCAGCUUCUCAGAGUUAGAAGACCUUCUCAACGAGGCUAGAGACAAGUAUGCCAAGGCACUGAAGCAUUUUGGAGAGACUGAGGGCAAGAUGCAGCCAGAUGAAUUUUUUGGCAUCUUCGACACUUUCUUACAGUCAUUUGCAGAGGCCAAGCAAGAUCUGGAGAAUAUGAGGAAGAAAAAGGAAGAGGAGGAGCGCAGAGCACGCAUGGAGGCCAUGCUAAAAGAACAGAGGGAGAAAGAGAGGCGACAAAAGAAAGCAAAAGCUGGAAGCAUCUCUGAAGAGAGUGGAGAGUUUGAUGACCUGGUGUCAGCAUUAAGGUCGGGUGAAGUCUUUGACAAAGACUUAUCCAAGCUGAAGCGUAACCGCAAGCGUUCGGGGAACCAAGGCUUAGAGACAAGCCGUGAGCGGGUUGUGACAAAGCUAAAUUAUUAAUUACAAGAGGAAGAAAAAUAGUCAACCAAAAGAAGGUGUUGAAAAAGUGCAAAACAAGGAAGAUGAAUGUGUGUGAUGGCACCUGGCUGACAGCUGCCCCAAAGGCUUUCUUUGGUCUGUAGCUAGAGACAUUACCUUUCCAUGAUCAGCUUUCCUCUCACCCCUCUUCUGUGCUCCUAACUUGACCCAUUAUAAAAGUGCCUCUGUGGAUCCAGCAGGGCCUGUGACUGGGCCACGCAGAGCUGACAGAUUUGCUUCUGGGAGUUUGUUGUGUCAUCAAAGGCCUUAUGGUGAUGACAGAAAGUACUUGGGCCUUGCAGACAGCCUCACAGCUGGAACAGGAUAAUUUUCUGUGUGCCAAAGUAAAAACUAGUCAUGAUCUCCAUCUUGCUGAUAACAAGGAAGACUAAUUUCAGACCAAUUUUGUAAACAACUAUCACUUCUUCAGGAUAUAGACUGGCCUUCAGGGGUUUGUUGGGAUGUGGUUCUCAAGUUUCCAAUUCCAUUCUAGAACUGAAUUUUAUAAGCCACUGAUCAGCACCUGAAAAAUGCAUUUAAGCUCAUGUCCUGUAUAGUAUUUUUGUGUGGCCUACACUGUCCAAAGCAAGUGAAGCUUAGAAAGAAGUCAUCAGUUUCUGUAACAAAAUGAAAAUCAAGAAUCAGGAUCAACAUAGAAUAAUUUGCAAAAGUCUUUUGGAUUCUGCUUUGCUAGAAGAAGUUUUCUGGAAUUUCUUGGUGGUUGAGUCUCAAGGCUGUGAAAUGCAUCUUCUUUGAAAGAAACUCUGGCUUUCCUUUAGAAAACUAAGCCACUGCCAGGUUGGGAUUACAAGUAGAUGACUGUAGAGUCUGUUGUCAUUGCUAGAGGCUGGCAGAGAAUCAGUGGAAAAUUUCUGAUCUGUUUGUGCAAGAUUGGAAAUUGGGAGCUCCCUAGUAUCAUCCACAGGUCUCCAGUAUAAAACAGUGUACAGGUUCACUGCCUGCCAGAAGUGAGAUUUCUUUUCCACUUGAUGCUAGCUGUGAUUGCUGUUGGCAUGAACUGGUCUUUCUGUCUAACAGCCUGACCUCCAUUGCACACACCCCACUCUUGCUGAGGGGAAUCAUGUCACUCAGAAAGGUAUGAAUGGUGUCAAAGGAGAGCCUUGGAGCAUGCUGACUUUUUAAUUUUGAAAAAAUCACUUGGGAUGAACCACGGGAGAGCUCCAUAAUUAAAACUGAGAGUUUUUCAAGGAGGACACAGAAUUGUGUAAGCCAAGCAGGCUUUGAAGUUGAGCUAAUUCAGAAGAAACAAAUAAAUUUGUAGUUAGGUUACAUGAAUUAAAUAUAUAAGCAGAAAAGCAAAGAACCCAAGAAGAUGCUUGAAGUCUAUGUGUCUUCAUGGUUCUAGGAAAGGGAUUGGACUGUGUGGGCUGUCAUGGCCUUUUUUUUUUUACCUUUUUUUUUCAAACUUGUCUUCUUUUUUUAUUAUCUUCCCUGGAGAAGGAAAAUAGGAAAAGAAAUAA
Vidua chalybeata is the source of this 5041-nucleotide messenger RNA. It is a transcript of the gene DAAM2, whose product is annotated as dishevelled associated activator of morphogenesis 2. The record is from RefSeq and is a predicted model, not a curated record. The coding region runs from base 321 to 3542 and encodes 1073 amino acids. Lineage: Eukaryota; Metazoa; Chordata; Aves; Passeriformes; Viduidae. Gene Ontology annotation, biological process: regulation of non-canonical Wnt signaling pathway; actin cytoskeleton organization; positive regulation of canonical Wnt signaling pathway. Gene Ontology annotation, molecular function: actin binding; small GTPase binding. The transcript is spliced from 25 exons.